Messenger RNA from Pocillopora damicornis (cauliflower coral), 7767 nucleotides. RefSeq lists its product as uncharacterized. Lineage: Eukaryota; Metazoa; Cnidaria; Anthozoa; Scleractinia; Pocilloporidae. The record is from RefSeq and is a predicted model, not a curated record.
ACUGGAGAUGCAGUUACAAAGCGCAACAAAACAGAGAGAAAAUUUCAAGGCACAGCUAAGUGAUUCGCGCGAUGAACUACGCCAAAACAAAGAUACACACUCUCUACUGCAGAAGAAACUCCUCGAGAUACAACAACAAGCUGACAACGCUAAGGAACAAUUUUCAGCUAAACAACGCCAAGUAGAAAAACUUGAAGUCGCCAACAAAGAUCUCGUGUCUAGGAUGGAAGAUUUAAAGGAGGAGAUGAAGAAACAGAGAAUGUCUUUGGAAUUGCAUGCCACGCAAAAAAAAGGUGUUGAAACAGAGUUGAACUUGUCGCAGUCAAAAGUUACCGAGUUGGAUACUGGUUUACAAUCAGUAAAAACUGAAAAAGAUGAUCUCCAGAGACAGCUAUUUGCUGUGUCAAGUAAGCUUACAACUACGGAAGAGACUAAUAGGAAGAUUCUUGAGAGAAUGACAGAACUUGAAAUGGAGAAUUCGAAACUGCGCGAUACUGUUUCGGAACUAGAAUCAGAAAUAUUUGCUCAAGGAAGAAAAGUAUCACAGUUGGGACCUAGUUAUGCUCAGGCCCAAGAUGAUAACGAAAGGCUUAGUAUUAAACUUGAAGAAUCUUCAAUUAAAAUUAGCCAGCUGGAGUCCAGCUACGAAGCAGUAGUUAGCGAGAAAGAUGGACUACGGGAAGAGCUCACUUUAUCUGAACGACGAAUUACUGAGACAAAGUCUCUAUUACAGAAAACUGAAGAUGUUUGCAACGAGUUAGAAGAGAAGAUGGCAGCAAUGAAAAGUCAGAUGUUUAAGUGUGAAGGGCAAAGAGAAAGUCAGUCUAAACAGAAGGCAAACCUAAAAGCCGAGCUGGAGGAAGAGAGGUCCAAGGUCACAAAAUUAAAAGCAGAGCUUGCAAGAAUAAAAAGUCGUUAUGAUGAGUUUCAGAGAAACGCAGAUCUAAAGCUAAAGGAGUCCGGCAACAAAGAUAAAACUAUCGAGAAUUUGAGAGCCUCCGUGAUGGCGCACGAGCUGAAGACAGAAUCUCUACUCAGUGAGGUUACCAAACUCCAAGCACAGAUUGAGAUAACGGAAGAAGAGAAAAGAGAACUGCGAGAGGAGACUUUAGACGCGCAGAAAAGAGUCCGAGAUGCGGCUUCCGAAAACCGACAGACGUCCGAAGAGAACGAAAAAUUAAACCUUGAGGUUCAGUCGUUUUUCAAAAGAUUAUCCGAGCUACAAGCCUCUUUCAACACAUGUGAGCAUGAAAAGUUCGAUUUCCAACACCAAACCAUGGCUUUACAGCAGAAGGUUAGUAGGCUGGAGGCUGAGAUCGACGAAUCUGUCAAGCAGCGCUCUGCGAGCGAAAUACGAAUCCAGGAAUGCACUGCCACCCACAAUGCUGUUACUCAAGAGAUAAAUUUACUUAAGAGUCAGCUGCUCGAGCAGCAGUCUGUCAACAAUGACCUCCGCAAGGAUAUAGCAGAAAAAGACGCACUGUCCAAACAGCUUCAAGAGGAAUUAAAUGUGCUUAACGUCGACUCCGACGCUUGCCAUAAAGAGCUGAAAAAUGUGAAGAACAUGCGGGAAAUGAGUGAAAAGGAGAAGAAAAUGUUACACAAUGACCUUGUGAGUAAACAGGAGGAGUACUCAAGAGCACAGGCCCUUUAUGAAUCAACGUUAAAACGUAAAGAGCAGCUAGAGGCAGAACUCAAUACAGCACAGAACCAGAUUGCGAGCAUGGAAUUGUCUUUGAAGAGGUCUGCAGCCGCUGACAAGGCUAGAGAACUGGAUCACGAGCGAUCGCGGGCAAGUGAGCUUGCCAAACAAUUAGCAACAUAUAAAAGCAAAGUCAGCUCACUGGAGUCUCUGUCUGAGCUUACGAAGAACGACAUUCAAGGCGUCCUCGACGAAUUAGAAGAAGCAGAAAACAAAAUGUCUGUUUUGAAGCAAGAGCUGGAAGAGACGGUGGCAAAUAAAGAAGAACGGGAGCAAAAACUAAGCCUUUUGGAGAAACGGAACUCUGUGCUUGAACAAGAAGUUUUGAUGUGUCGACAAAUUAAAGAAAGAUCAGAAGAAGAACUUCAUCUUAUGAGAACGAGGAUCGCAAAAUAUGAAUCACAAAUCGAGACUAUUCAAGAUCAGAGAGCACAGCUCAAGGAACAACUUGAUGCAAACAGCGCUAAGCUUGUUUGUGAUAAAGAUCAAAUUAUGCGACUGGAGAGCCAGGUUAUCGAAGAAAAGAAUAUUAAAGAAACCGUUAACAAAGAGAUUGUCAGGAAAGAGCAACUCGCGGACGAACUUCAAGUGAAAAUCAGAUCUACAGAAGCAGAAUUAGAGAAGGCAAAAAAUGAACUUAUUACCAUAAAAGUGACAAAUGAGGGGCUGAGAGCAGAGAAAAGCGAGUACGAAGGCAGGUUAACAUCUUUGCGAGAGAAACUUCAACAACGUGAGACAGAAGUGUUUGCGCUUAGAGACUCAGUCAUGAGGUUAGAGCAAGAAAUAAGUAGUUCUAAAUUAAGGACUUCGAGUCUAGAAGCCCGGAUAUCGAACCUUGAACUUGAUAAAAAUGACUACAAAACCCGAUGGGAGGAGUCCCAAAGCGGACUUGCAAGGCUAAAGAUGGAUAUAAAGGUUUGUCACAGCCAGAUCCAAGAUAAGGAGAGAUCGUGUGAAACUUUACUCUUAGAGUUAAAGGAAAAAGAGACUGCUUUAGAAAAGGCUAUGAAUGACAAAAUUAUUAUGGAAACGGCCGUAUCAGCAUUGCAACAGGACUUGGAUAUCAUGAAAGCUAAUUAUGAAAGAAGUCAGUCCAGAGCGAAAAGUCUCGAGGAUAGCUUAGAUGAGGCUAACACUAGCAUCUCUAAACUGGAGUCAAGCAGUUUCUUGAGUGAAAAUGGAGAACUUGAGAAGUCUUUUGAUGAGAAGUUAUGGGAAACUGAAGCGUUAUAUCGGCAAAGUCAAGAUAGAGAAAGUUCACUGCGAAAGCAAAUUGAUGACUACAAGAUUAAGAUUAAAAGACUCGAGUCUGAGAAUAGAAAUACUCAACAGGAAAAUAUGGAACACAACCGCGAGAUCAGCCUCCUUCAGAGAAGAACACAAGAGUAUGAGCUGAAAAUCGAGAAAUUCGAACAAGAGAAUAGAGCUUUGAAAGAAGAACUGAUUGGGCAGCAUGGGAAAUUGUCCGAUCUGGAAGUGAAAUAUGAAUAUGAGAUCCGUGAGAAGGACUCAGUCAAACGCCAACUUGAAAAUGCACUUCAAAGAGUAUCAGCGAGCCGAGAAGAGUUUUUAGAAAACGAUAAACAACUUAUAGAGCAAAGAAUCGGAGCAGACACCAUAAAGAAAGAGAUGGACGAGAAGGUUCUUAUGAUCGACCAACUGAAAGCUAGCAAACUCUACUUAGAGGAAAGCAUCCAGAGUUUAAAACAAACUUUAGCUGCAUCUCGAGAAGAAUGCGAAAGAAUGAAGGUUGAGAAGGACCGCUUACAACAGGAAAUUUUGACCCUUGAAGCGUCCAACACAGAAUACGAAACACGAAUCCAAAAGCAAGCCCAUGAAAGAGAUCGAGUAAAACUCGAGCAUCAGUCUGCUUUGUCGAAGAUAGCGUCACUGGAACAUCAAGUAAUGGAACAAAAUAGAGAGACUGAAUCACUUUGUGGAAAGGUGGAAGAAUGGAAGAACAAUUCAUUGAUACAUCAAGAAAGUAAAGUGACAGCAGAGGAGCACAUUGCGGAUCUAGAGGCCAACAUAGAUCGACUUAAGACCGAGGCCAUCAAGAAAGAUGCAGAUACAAGAGAGCUUCACGGAAGGUAUGCUAAACUGGAAAUCGAAACUGAUGCUCUGAGGAAGAAACUAUACAGGGUCGAAACGGAGAAUGGUGGGCUGGCUGAACAAUGCAGAAGUCUUGAGGCUCGGAAUAAGUCUUUAUCACGACGUGAGGCUGAUGAAAGUGCAAGUUCUGUUUUACAAGAAAAAGUUUCAAAUCUUGAAAGAGAGAUCAAGAUGCAAAAAAGGAAAAUUGUCGAUUUGGAAGCCAGCAGCCGAGAAUAUGUUGCAAAAGAAGGGGAACUGCAAGAAAGUUUGUUCGCAGCUCGUGACAAAGUUUCAAAAUGGGAAUCGAAAUACAGCGUGGUCGUAGCGAGAAAAAACGAGAUAGAACAAGACCUCAUUGCACUGCAAAAAGAAUUCACUCCGUUAAAGGAUGAUCAUCGUCAUUCUGUUGUCCAGUUGGAAACUGUUCAUGGCGAAAUGCAAGAGGCUAAAAACAAGGUCUUAAAAUUGGAAAUGGAGGUGAAUUCAGCUGAUAAUAUGCGAAGGCAGUUAGAGCUUAGAGUUCAAGAGUACAUAGAAAAGCUCAAAAACAGAGACAAUGAGCUGUUAACAGCUCAGCGCGGUUUGCAAGAAGCCCGAUUGCUUCUUGAGCACAGAGGCGUGACAAGGGAAGAAAAUGGAUACAGCUCGGCAAAUGACAACCAAAAGCUUCAAAAGGAUGUUUUCGUGCUCCAGCAGGAAUUAAAUAGCACUCAGGGUUUAUUGACAUCAGCAAUUAGGGAAAAAGAUGAAUCUUGCAAAGAAGUGUUUAACCUAAAGAGAGUUGUCACAGAGCUGCAAGGAAAACUGGAAGCAUCACAACAGGAGAUUCUAGAACUCCAAACUAGCGUCACUGGUUACCAAAGAAAAAUGACAACGUCUGAUGAAGGAUUCCAGAAGGCACUUCUUGAGCAAUUGACGAUCAAGACCCAGCUGGAUGAGGCCAACAAAAAGGUUGCUUAUAACAAAGAGGAAUUCUAUGAAACGCAGAGGGAGCUUUCCAGCCUCAGAGGUUUGGCUGAAAAUUACAAAAAGGAGCUGGCGAAUAAAGAUAGCUUUUACAGACAGCAAGGCACGAAAGUAAGGCUCCUGGAAGAGGAAUUACGAUCGUCCAAGCUAAGGAUCGCCAGUGGAAGUAAUGAUUAUCACACUAUGAAUCAAGAGUUAGCAAAACUGAGACUCAAGCUCGAUGAGAAAGAUAACUGCAUUUUAAGUUCAGAAGAAAACGUGAAGCGGCUUAUUCAAGAAAACAGCAAGCUCCGUUUCGAAAUAUCUGACGUUCAGGCUCUUGAAACAAAGCGAAGGCACGAUUACAACGAGUCAAGGCAUAAGACGGAACGCCUUCAAGAAGAAAUUAUAUCGUUGCGUGAGAAGAUGUCGUACUUGGAAGCGCAGAGCUCUACUAAAGAAGAAGAACUUCAAGACAGCAGAAAAGAAUUGCUUAUGUUAAAGAGGACUAACUUUGAAAUCAAGUCCCGUUAUGAAUCACUUCAGAGACAAACACAACAAUUACAAGAGGAGUUGUCGGUGUCAAAAGCUAAGCUUAGCAUUGUCGAACAAGAUGAAACCAAGAACAGUUCGCACAUUUCUUUUUCAAGUGGGACAAUGAAGGAUGGACCCAUAGGAGAAAACACAACCCAUUUGGUUUGGAGAAUUGAAGAAAGUACACGUGAAAUUUCUCUAUUGGAAAGGAAAGUACUAGAUCUCGAAGCUAAGUUAGCUGCAGUAAGUCAAGAGAAAGAGAGGCUAGAGUGUGAAGUGAUUUGGAGGGCGAAAAGGAUUGACGAUCUCGAAGGACGAGUAUUAAAGGAUGCUAAGCAUGAAACAAAUACAAAUGAUAUAGAACUAAAAUUGAAUGCACUUGAACAUGAUCUUAUUGCUGCCAAAAAUACAAUCGCACGGUUACAAAAUGAGCGAGACGCAUACGAGAAGAAAAUAAAAACAAGUGAUGAAAAGGUCAUCUCGGCUGAACAUAAAGUACUUCAAAUGGAAUCAGCUUAUCGUUUGAGUCAGGAGAGAUUCGACUUAGAGCACAAGAAGUUUCUGGAGGCCCAAAGGAGGCUAUCUGUACAAGUAACCUCUGUAGGCAACUCAAAAUUGGAAUCUUUAGACAAUGAGCUUCAAGUACAGCUUCGGAAAGAGAAUGAACUGAAGAGAUUGAUAGAUGAGGCCAAAAAGAGAAAUGACACUUUAACUGCUGAACUUGUCAGUAACGGAAACGAUGGAAGAAAUUCUGAUGCACUAUCUAGAGAAAGGGUGCUUGCUUGCAGUCUUCAAAAUGAAAACGACUUACUCAAGAAAGAAUUAUCACAAUACAUGGAUAGCUACCAUCGAGCGUACAAAGAAAAACAAAAACUUGCAACUGAAUUCCACGACCUACAGCUUCAAAUGUCUCGCUGGGAAACAAGUUACCAUGGAAUAAAACGAGAGAAAGACGAUCUUUAUUUCCAGCUUACUGAGUUACAAAAGCGGUUUGAUCGGUUACAAGAAUCGUCACAAACUGAGAAGCAGGUUAUUCGAUACGUUGGCUCUACCGGUGUCACUGAUCAGAAUAUAGGUAUACAAAAGCUUAAGGACGAGAAAGGUAGACUCUCUGGCGAGGUAGCUUCCUUAAAUCUGCUGCUUUCAUCUUAUAAAGAAAAACUCGAUUCGCUUCACUCGGAAAAAGUGCAGCUCCAUGCUAACCUUGAAGACUCCAAGAGGAAGGUAUUCAAUCUCGAACAAGCUAACCACACCCUCACCACAGAGAAGCGUCGACUGGAGCACCAGGUUUCCAUGACACCUGAGAUAAACAAUAAUCGGUCGGAAGAAUUGGAUAGGAGUUUGCAGUCAGAAAGAUUCCAGGAGUGUAUCUACGAACUAGAAAAGAAGACAAGAAAGUUGAAAGCAGAAAAUGACUAUCAUCAGAAGAUUAUGGAGAAGAAAGACGCAAACUUGAGUGAACUUCGCUCGCAAAUAUUGUCCUGGCAGAAAGAGGUAGAGAAACUGGAGAAAGAGUUGUUCGUGGCUAAAGAAGCGUAUGAGAAGUCCGAGAGACGAAUGAAAGAAAUCUUCAGUUCUCAACACGAGCCCCUGACGGUUGAAGAUCUUCGAGGCCUAGUCAGCGCCUCACCAAUUCUAAGCAUGCGCAGCAUAUCGGUGACCGAACAAAGCAUUUCAGGGAGAAAUUUGACUGGAGACCGCAGCAUAAGCUUAAGUAACAUUUAUCCCUUAGAUAGCUUUAGCAGUUCAAUUCACUUUUAAGUUAGUUAUCCGGCCGUAACCAACCUUGAGAUUCUGGGUCAUUUCAAGGUUUUUUAAAAUUUUUUUCAAACUUUCCGAUGAAUAUUUGCACCAAAGGAACUGGCAAAGACGUUCUCUAGUAACGGAAAAAUCUUUAAGGUCACUAUUAGACAGAGACAAAGUGCGUAGCAGUUUUUGAAUGCGAUAAGGUAGGUUUGGAUUGUAUUGCAGGUUUUAGUUCUCAUCACUCUGCAAUUGGUUAAGGAAAACCAUAAGCACGCUUUUAUGAAAUCACGUGCAAAACUGGAACCAAUCGGGAGCCUUAGUCACUUGCAUUUUCCUGUCCCUUAGGUGAUUUCAUUAUUUAACUUUGAGUUCUUAUGAACUCCGUGUGAUACUUUGUUUUGUUCCAAUUGGCUGAUGCGAUUUCUUCGGCUUCGUUUCUUCAAAAGUCAAUCGAAAUCCCCCCUAAAAGUUAUUCAAUUUAAUUUCGUGAUUCAGUCUCGUUAGGCAAGCUUCUUGUUCUUCUAUGCCAAGAGCUGACAACAGACUUAAACUCCCAGACACGUUUCCCAUUUUUCACAUCCCAGCGUGAGAAAAAAAAUCCCUGUUCCCAGUUAAGAUUCAUUCUCUAAAAAUGUAUCUGUCAUUUAUGAGAAAAACACGUCUGAAGUUUCCCUUUUCUAAGUAAGUUUUCAUUAACAUUUUGCUAAAUUACCUUGAAGUGAUUAAAAAUAAAGAACAUUUUACAA